Molecule: messenger RNA, 1518 nt
Organism: Blastomyces dermatitidis ER-3
Lineage: Eukaryota; Fungi; Ascomycota; Eurotiomycetes; Onygenales; Ajellomycetaceae
Exons: 2
Coding region: 58-1293 (411 amino acids)
Source: RefSeq, a predicted model, not a curated record
GACAGCCAUUACUGAGGAUAUCAGUCGAAAGGAACAAGGCACAGGAUAAAACGAGUCAUGGCUGUGACUUCUGGUGUUCUCACCAUCAAACCCACCUCUGGGACCCCUUACCAAUUGAAUAAUGACCAGGUUACUCGGGCUUCAUCCGCGCUUCUCCGGCAUAUAAAAGCGGAGGAGGAAAAGAAGGCUCUGGAAUCGACGAAGAAGGACCUCCUGGCUAAUAACGACGAUGAAGACGACGACGACGCCGAAGACUCGGCAGAUGCUACUCCAGUCUGGCUCGUCGUCACCACCAAAAAACAUAUCGUGGACAAAAACCGAUUAAAACCAGGCAAAAUCCCUGUCCCGCACUCCCUGAACACCUCCCCUUCUCUCAGUGUCUGCCUCAUAACAGCCGAUCCACAACGCGCGGUGAAGGAUGUAAUUGCCGACCCUCAAUUCCCAGCAACCUUGUCGUCGCGCAUUACGAAAGUCAUCGGCUACACUAAACUCAAGACUAAAUAUAAGAGCUUCGAGAGUCGACGACGGCUUCUAUCGGAGCAUGAUGUCUUUUUGGCUGAUGAUCGGAUUAUUAUGAGGUUGGUGGAGACCCUCGGAAAGAUAUUUUACAAAUCCAGCAAGCGUCCGGUCCCGAUUCGCAUUGCGGAAGUGCAGAAGGUUGGAGGUAAAAGAGUGAAGAAGGAAGAUAGGAAGAGACCACCAACCGAUGAGAAGUAUUCUGCUGUGGCAUCUCCGGCUGUCGUUGCAAAGGAGAUCGAGAAGACUCUGGCCAGUGUCCCUGUACAUUUGGCGUCUGCCGCUACGACUUCUGUACGUGUUGGUUCUGCGAAAUUUACUCCAGAGAAGUUGGUGGAAAAUGUUGAAGCCGUUGUUCAGGGUAUGACAGAAAAGUUUGUUUCGAAGGGAUGGAGGAAUAUCAAGGCUCUACAUCUGAAGGGUGCGAAUACAAUGGCGAUGCCCAUUUGGCUUGCGAGUGAAUUAUGGGUUGAUGAAGGUGAUGUUCGAGAAGAUGAGGAUCCCAAGGCUAUUGAAGGGUCAAAGAAAACAAGCAAGAAGCGCAAAUCGACUGGGGAGCUGCAACCUAUGCAGUCGAAGAAACCAAAGACUGCCGAGAAGGAAGAGGAUGACGAUGCUGAAUUGAUCGCGUCGAGGAAAGCCAAGCUUCAAGCUCAAAAGGCUCGAGCUUUAUCAGACGGUGAUAAGGUCAAUGGGAGCAAGGCCGCCGUCGCCACCGCUCCCGAAGGGGCUACCACCUCUAGCAAAAAGAAGCGAAAGUCCGUUUCAAAGUCCUGAUGAUGGGUUUUCCUAUUUUGUGUACACAUGUUCAAGUAUUGUUGUUCUUAGAUUGAGUUCGGCGUUCUUUUGUGUAGUGCCUGCCGCCUCCAAUUUUUAGGAAAUGAUAGUUUAUCGGGCGAAGUUUCGAUACCCAUAAUAACAAAAAAGUCAUUAUCGAGCGUCAGACAUUUUCUAUGAUUAUUCGACUGCAACCAAUUUUGGUCAAGUAAUUAAUUAAUUGUA